Molecule: messenger RNA, 294 nt
Organism: Cooperia oncophora
Lineage: Eukaryota; Metazoa; Nematoda; Chromadorea; Rhabditida; Trichostrongylidae
Source: the annotation of a GenBank genome assembly
CUGAUAGUUAACCGCUUUUCAUUUACAGUAUGUGGAUCAGUCGAGAAGAAGCGUGUACUCCGAGACGAACUGGAAGCCAAUCCUUUAGGUUGUGAAUUGACUACGGACAGUGUGCCUGAUACGAAUGUUCUGGCGUGCCUGAUAAAGGAUUUUCUCCGUGAACUGCCAGAACCAUUGAUCCCACCGCAAAUUCAUGCGAUGUUAAUCGAUGCUGGAACGGUGUCACUCCCAAAUGAUGUUCAAGGAAACAGGCAACUUGUGCUACGAAUCAUUGACUGUCUAGCGCCACCGAAC